Molecule: messenger RNA, 3014 nt
Organism: Haliaeetus leucocephalus (bald eagle)
Lineage: Eukaryota; Metazoa; Chordata; Aves; Accipitriformes; Accipitridae
Gene: ZNF652
Product: zinc finger protein 652
Exons: 6
Coding region: 341-2167 (608 amino acids)
Biological process (GO): regulation of transcription by RNA polymerase II
Cellular component (GO): nucleus
Molecular function (GO): DNA-binding transcription activator activity, RNA polymerase II-specific; RNA polymerase II cis-regulatory region sequence-specific DNA binding
Source: RefSeq, a predicted model, not a curated record
AGGCACUCUGGAGCACUUGUAAUUUGCAGUAUGGCUGUUGCAUUGAAAUGGGCAUCUGCUCCCUGAUAGCUGCUGAUGCGCCAGUGCUGAAGCCUCUCCAGAUAAAAUGUUCAACGGUUCAUUGGCAACUUUCUCCAGAAGAAUAAUUACUACUGCUCUGCUCUUGCCAUAAUACCAGAAUUCUGUGACCUACACAUCAGUGCUAAACACCGGCAGAGAAUCAUAUUUUGUUCAUUCUGUGUAGAUGGAACAGGCAUCGAUCUUGAGAAUCCAUCCUGAUUCAAAGCUGCUUACUUGGUUUUCUGGGAUUAAAGGUGCUCAAUGAAUUAGGGCCCCCCAAAUGAGUCAAACAGCCAAUUCUUGCCAACAGUUGGUUGAAAACUGUGCCACGCAUGCAGGGAUGGCGCAAGAGGACAGUCGCCGUGGUCAAGUACCACCCACGUUUUAUCAUGGUGCCAGCCAGGAACUUGAUCUGUCCACCAAAGUAUACAAGAGAGAGUCAGGAAGUCCUUACUCUGUGUUGGUGGACAGCAAAAUGAGUAAACCACAUCUCCAUGAAAGAGAGGAGCAGCCAUAUUUCAGGGAGAACAGAUCGGUAGGAGAGGUCCGGGCUGUGAAAGAAGAUAGAGAAAACUCUGACGACUCUGAGGAGGAAGAAGAGGAGGAAGAUGAAGUGACUUACAAAAGGGAGCAGAUUAUAGUAGAGGUAAACCUUAACAACCAAACAUUAAAUGUAUCAAAAGGGGAGAAGGGUGUCCCCUCCCAGUCCAAAGAGACUGCUGUUCUUAAGACCAGCAGUGAGGAAGAGGAGGGUGACAGUGGGGAAGAGGCCACUGAAGACAGUAAUGAUUAUGAGGAAAAUGAGAGGCAGAAGAAAAAAGAGAAAAGAGUGGAAAAAGGUAGUGUUGCACAAAGGAGAACAAGGAGAGCUGCAUCUGCUGCAGCAGCCACAACUUCCCCAUCACCCAGAACUACAAGGGGUCGUAGAAAGAGUGUGGAGCCCCCCAAGCGUAAGAAGAAAGCUGCAAAGGAGCCCAAGGCACCUGUGCAGAAAUCAAAGUGUGAAGAGAAGGAGACUUUAACCUGUGAGAAGUGCCCCAGGGUGUUUAACACACGCUGGUACCUGGAGAAGCACAUGAACGUCACUCACAGGCGCAUGCAGAUCUGCGACAAAUGUGGGAAGAAAUUUGUUCUAGAAAGUGAGCUGUCCCUUCACCAGCAAACAGACUGUGAAAAAAAUAUCCAGUGCGUUUCCUGUAAUAAAUCAUUUAAGAAGCUCUGGUCCCUCCAUGAACAUAUCAAGAUUAUCCAUGGAUAUGCAGAAAAGAAAUUCUCCUGUGAGAUUUGUGAAAAAAAGUUCUACACCAUGGCCCAUGUGCGGAAACAUAUGGUUGCACACACAAAGGACAUGCCAUUUACAUGUGAAACCUGUGGAAAAUCAUUCAAACGCAGUAUGUCUCUCAAAGUACAUUCCCUACAGCAUUCUGGAGAGAAGCCUUUCAGAUGUGAGAACUGUGAUGAGAGGUUUCAGUACAAGUACCAACUGCGUUCCCACAUGAGCAUCCACAUUGGGCACAAACAGUUCAUGUGCCAGUGGUGUGGCAAAGACUUCAACAUGAAACAGUACUUCGAUGAGCACAUGAAAACACACACUGGAGAGAAGCCCUUUAUCUGUGAAAUUUGUGGGAAGAGCUUCACCAGCCGCCCAAACAUGAAGAGACAUCGCAGAACUCACACAGGGGAGAAGCCCUACCCAUGUGACGUGUGUGGCCAGCGAUUUCGCUUCUCCAACAUGCUCAAGGCGCACAAGGAGAAGUGCUUCCGUGUUACCAGCCCUGUCAAUGUGUCAGCUGCUGUCCAGAUCCCACUGUCCACGACUUCUGCCACCACAGUCCCUGCUAUAGUGAACACACCAACCACCCCAACUCCACCUAUCAACCUGAACCCAGUGAGCACACUUCCUCCACGCCCCAUUCCCCACCCAUAUUCACACCUUCACUUACAUCCUCAUCCUCACCAUCCACAUCAUCUCCCGGUCCCCCCGGUUCCUCAUUUACCCCCUCCUCCAGCUCUUUUUAAGAGUGAGCCUUUAAAUCACAGAGGCCAGAGUGAGGACAACUUUCUGCGGCACCUGGCAGAAAAAAACAGUUCAGCACAGCACCACUAACAUCUUUGCUUCCGGCCAGCUAUUUUCCCAUUUUAUGCACAUGGAAACAUGCCCUCAUGGAAGUACAGAGGGUUAGUUGGUGAGGAUCUUUGUCUUUCUCUUAACCCCAGCAGAUGGUCCUAAUUUUUCCCUUGAAUCAGUUAACAAACAAGGAAAUCCUGGUUUGGAUCAGCAGUGCUCAUUUGAACGUGGGAACCAACAGGACUUAAACCCAAUUUGCUUGCAUUUUACUGGUGACUUUUAUAAAUUUCAGAUACUGAGACUUGUGGAAUUUUAUAAUUUCAUAUCAGCUGAUGAGGUAUGCUUGCUUUUAUAUCCUGGACUUCUGCUCAAAGAGGAGAUAGGCCUGGUUUUCUUUGUACUAAUCGGAAAGGCUGUGAGAUUAAUACAGAGCAUUAAUUGUAUCACUGUGUAUCGUAAUGGAUUCUUUUCCGCUUUUGGUGCCGGCUAUGGAGUGAGCCAGCCACGUAUCACAGUAUAUUUGAGCAUUAUAAAGAAAGACAAAAAAUUUGUUUGUGUAGCUCUCCUAACACACUCUUUAUUUUACUACAGAAAUUAUUUUAGAGUUUUUUGUAUAGACCUAUUUAGUAGUCUGUUUCUAAAAUGAAAUGUAUUUCAAUAAGCGGUGUAAUUUUUUCAGUGUAGCUGGACCUAUGUUGUAUAAUAGAUAAAUUUUUAUAAUCAUCAAAAUGUGAUUCUUAAAAGAUGCAUAUAGCUUCUAUAGUGAAAAUUAUUCUUACAACCAUACAACUUAAAAGGUGCUUCAGAGAAGAAAGGAACCCAAGAGGUCUCUGGAAAGGUUGCCUCAAAAGUGAUGUUGAUUUCAGAACUUUAUGUAAUUUAUUUU